AUGACAGAUGCACAAAGAAAAUACCCAGUAAUUGCUGCCCGAGAAAGAGGGCCUGGACCAGGUAGAUACAGCUUACCCCCUACAAUGGGAAUUGUGGGUCAUGACCUCACCAAGAUUGCUGGACCAGCUUACACCUUUCAUGGGCACGCAAGCAAUUCAAUGUACUUUGUGGACUCAAGUCCAGGGCCACAAUACUACAUUGAUGCAAAGAUGACCCGCUUUGGGAGAGAUGGCACGCCAGCUUUCACCAUGUUAGGAAGAAGAAAAGACUCAAGUAUAUUGAAGACCCCUGGACCUGGAGAUUACAGCCCAGAAGUUGCACCACCUUUGAACAGACAAAGACAACCUCCAUCUUACACGAUGGGAUCCCGUACCAGGUAUCGCACUGUGGAUUCAGUACCAGCACCAAACAAGUAUAGCCUGCCUAGCUUGCUAGGGUCCAGAGUGCCCAUUAAGCCUUCCAGUGCCAGCUAUACCCUUUCUGGACGUACUAAGGUGGGUAGCCCAUCUGAAGACCUUUCAGGGACUCCAGGACCUGGGAGAUACAACAGUACAGACCCAAGCAUCUACCUAACAAGAAAGCCAGCAUAUUCAAUGCUUGGACGUUACAAUCUACCAACAGACUCCACCAAAAAACCUGGACCAGGCACACAUUGCCCAGAAAAAGUGACUGUACACAAACCUAAGCCCCCUGCUUAUUCACUAGGCAUUCGACAUUCUGAAUAUGUAACCCCACUCAUCACAGAUGUUUCAGAUUAAAGAAUAACAAAGCUCUGCUGCAGUAAUCUUAAUAUUACUCCUAAAGCCAGAUUAACAGCUACAGAUGUUGUGCAGUUAAAAAAACAAGAAGCCUGUAAAUAGGCACAAAGCAACUCCAAUGUUUUGUCUUGUUAAUCAAAUUAUUUUUAAUGAACAAGAAUAUAAACACAUUUCUAGAAAACUAAGCAAUAUAUUAUGAAAGUAACAUCAUUAAAAUCCAACUCUAAAGUUCUUCCAAUAAAAUUCUUAAAUUUUAUUUCUGUGUGUGUUAUUAAUUCACUUUUUAAAUGAAAUACCAUGGAUUAUUGUACUUCUACAAGGAAAAGUCCUUCACUAUCAAAAGUAUUUCUUUGUCUAAACUUCUGAUUUAGGCCAGAGCAGAACGUUUACUUUCACAUGUAAACGUUUAUGGUAUUGUUUAACUUUGAAUCCAUCUGUAGUUAUCAAUAUUUUGGGGGAUUCAUUAGUUUGCUUGCUUAAUUAUUUUUUCAUGUUCAAGUAUGAAACCUAGUAGAUAUGUUCUUUCUUGCUUACAAAAUUGCACUUCAAUACAUUGAAGACUUUAAUUUAUCUAGUCAGUUAUAAACAACAUUAAUCACUACUAGUUAAUGAAAAAGCAAACAAUCACUGAAGACCAAAUCUGCUUUGAACAAACUAAAUUAUGAAGAGUCUUAAACACUGAAAAAAUUAAAGAGGUACCAAGCAGAAAGUUCCAUACAAGUGACAUAAGCCCAUCCAUCUUGAGAAAAUACAAAUUGACCUGUGCAAAAGAAAAUUCUUGUGUUAUAAUAAUGCUCAUACAUAAAAAAUGCUACAUGCAAAUAUGUUUUUCAUUUUAUAUACAAACAACAAUGACCCAUUAAACAAACUAUUGAAAAUAUUUUAUUUUUGUCUAAUUUUCCACAUAAUAUAUAUUUUCAUAAAAUAUACAAGCAUCAUUGACUUUGCCAGUCAAGACAAGCUUAAUUUAAGUCUUUUUAUUGCAAUAGUUAACUAGACACUCAUUAUCUACAAUGGCAUUUUCUUAACAACCCUCAAGAAAAGAU
Messenger RNA from Erpetoichthys calabaricus (reedfish), 1805 nucleotides. RefSeq names its product outer dense fiber of sperm tails 3-like 2b (gene cimap1d). The record is from RefSeq and is a predicted model, not a curated record. Lineage: Eukaryota; Metazoa; Chordata; Cladistia; Polypteriformes; Polypteridae. Bases 1 to 759 code for a protein of 252 amino acids. Gene Ontology annotation, cellular component: cytoskeleton. The transcript is spliced from 4 exons.